AAUGGGACCCUCCCUCCAAAAAGUCUAUCGGAUUUUUGUUCAAGAAUGAAAUCUUAUUGGAACUGUCCAGUUCACCCUUUGGAACCAUAUCACAUCCUCGAUAGGAUGAAAUAGGAUGAAUUGAGACGGUAUUUUGUAAGUACAUAAUUAUCUUGAAUAAAUUCACUAUUUCUUUCUUUUCCGAUCGCCUGGAAAAAGCAAGAUGUUUCUUUUGUUCUUUUUUCAACAAUUUCUGAUCUCUAGUAGACCUAUCAGUAGGAUUCGAACCCAGAUGAAGUUCUGACCAUCUGUCAGAGAAAAAAGAACGAGUGGCUCUGUAUCAAUGGAAUCUCAUCAUCCAUACAUAACGAAUUGAUGUGGUAUAUUCAAAUCAUAACAUAUGAACAGUCAAAACUAGUAUUUUAAUUGAGACUAGAACUCAUAGGGAAGAAAAUAGAUUUAUGAAUGGAAUAAAAUAUGCAGUAUUUACAGACAAAAGUAUUCGGUUAUUGGGGAAAAAUCAAUAUACUUUUAAUGUCGAAUCGGGAUCAACUAGGACAGAAAUAAAGCAUUGGGUCGAACUCUUCUUUGAUGUCAAAGUAAUAGCUAUGAAUAGUCAUCGACUCCCGGUAAAGGGUAGAAGAGUACGACCUAUUAUGGGACAUACAAUGCAUUACAGACGUAUGAUCAUUACGCUUCAACCGGGUUAUUCUAUUCCACCUCUUAGAAAGAAAAGAACUUAAAUCAAAAUACUUAAUAGCAUGGCGAUACAUUUAUACAAAACUUCUACCCCAAGCACACGCAAUGGAACCGUAGACAGUCGUCAAGUAAAAUCCAAUCCACGAAAUCAUUUGAUCUAUGGACAGCAUCGUUGUGGUAAAGGUCGUAAUGCCAGAGGAAUAAUUACCGCAGGGCAUAGAGGGGGAGGUCAUAAGCGUCUAUACCGUCAAAUUGAUUUUCGACGGAAUGAAAAAAACAUAUAUGGUAGAAUCGUAACCAUAGAAUAUGACCCUAAUCGAAAUGCAUCCAUUUGUCUCAUACACUAUGGGGAUGGUGAGAAAAAAUAUAUUUUACACCCCAGAGGGGCUAUAAUUGGAGAUACCAUUGUUUCUGGUACAGAAGUUCCUAUAAAAAUGGGAAAUGCCCUACCUUUGAGUGCGGUUUUGAUUGAUCAAAAAGAAGAAUCUACUUCAACCGAUAUGCCCUUAGGCACGGCCAUACAUAACAUAGAAAUCACACUCGGAAAGGGUGGACAAUUAGCUAGAGCAGCUGGUGCUGUAGCGAAACUAAUUGCAAAAGAGGGGAAAUCGGCCACAUUAAAAUUACCUUCUGGGGAGGUCCGUUUGAUAUCCAAAAACUGCUCGGCAACAGUUGGACAAGUGGGAAAUGUUGGGGUAAACCAGAAAAAUUUAGGUAGAGCCGGAUCUAAAUGUUGGCUAGGUAAACGUCCUAUAGUAAGAGGAGUAGUUAUGAACCCUGUAGACCAUCCGCAUGGGGGUGGUGAAGGGAGGGCCCCAAUUGGUAGAAAAAAACCCGCAACUCCUUGGGGUUUUCCUGCACUUGGAAGAAGAAGUAGAAAAAGGAAGAAAUAUAGUGAUAAUUUGAUUCUUCGUCGUCGUACUAAAUAGUAGAGAAAAUAGAAAUUGUUUCUUCGUCUUUACAAGAAAAAGGAGUAAUUAACUGUGACGCGUUCACUAAAAAAAAAUCCUUUUGUAGCGAAUCAUUUAUUAAGAAAAAUAAAUAAGCUUAACACAAAAGCGGAAAAAGAUAUAAUAUUAA
This is a messenger RNA of Vigna angularis (adzuki bean), 1758 nucleotides long. Its product is annotated as 50S ribosomal protein L2, chloroplastic. The transcript has 2 exons. Gene Ontology annotation, biological process: cytoplasmic translation. NCBI's taxonomy places the organism in Eukaryota, Viridiplantae, Streptophyta, Magnoliopsida, Fabales, Fabaceae. The record is from RefSeq and is a predicted model, not a curated record. Bases 741 to 1607 code for a protein of 288 amino acids. Gene Ontology annotation, cellular component: large ribosomal subunit; ribosome. Gene Ontology annotation, molecular function: RNA binding; transferase activity; structural constituent of ribosome.